Antechinus flavipes (yellow-footed antechinus) is the source of this 1475-nucleotide messenger RNA. It is a transcript of the gene HSD17B14, whose product is annotated as hydroxysteroid 17-beta dehydrogenase 14. NCBI's taxonomy places the organism in Eukaryota, Metazoa, Chordata, Mammalia, Dasyuromorphia, Dasyuridae. Gene Ontology annotation, biological process: steroid catabolic process. The transcript is spliced from 9 exons. The record is from RefSeq and is a predicted model, not a curated record. Gene Ontology annotation, molecular function: estradiol 17-beta-dehydrogenase [NAD(P)+] activity. The coding region runs from base 131 to 1057 and encodes 308 amino acids. Gene Ontology annotation, cellular component: cytosol.
AGGGGGCGGGAGCUGCUGGGGUAGCCUAUGCUAAUAAGUACUCGGGCUAUAAACCGGGCCGUUGCGGAGGGACCAACAUCCAAGAACGCCACUCUUCCGGCGUGAGGCCGCAGCUCCCGGGGACAUCUCCAUGGCCUCGGGUCCUUGCAGCCAGGGGCGGGUGGUGCUGGUGACCGGCGGGGCCCGGGGUAUUGGCGCCGGCAUCGUGCGCGCCUUUGUGGAGAAUGGCGCCAGAGUGAUUAUCUGCGACAGAGAUGAGUCCGGCGGCCGGGCCCUGGAAAAGGAGCUGCGGCUGGUCCCGCCGCCUGCAGGGGCCGUUUUCAUCCAGUGCGAUGUGACGAGAGAAGCAGAGGUGCAGGCCCUGAUCUUCGAGACCCUGCGACGGUUUGGCCGCCUGGACUGCGUGGUGAACAACGCGGGACGCCACCCCCCGGAGGAGCUUCUGGAAGAGACGUCCUCCCGGGCCUUCCGGGAGCUGCUGGAGCUGAACCUUCUGGCCGUGUACUCGGUGUCCAAGCUGGCCCUUCCUUUCCUUCGCCAGAGCCGGGGCAGCAUCAUUAACAUCUCCAGCCUGGUGGGGGCCAUCGGGCAGCGGAAGGCUGCGCCCUAUGUGGCCACCAAGGGCGCAGUGACCGCCCUGACCAAGGCCCUAGCCCUGGAUGAGAGUCAGCACGGGGUCCGGGUCAACUGCAUCUCCCCAGGAAACAUCUGGACGCCCCUGUGGAAGGAGCUGGCCGCCCUGACCCCCGAUCCCUCCGCCACAGUGAGGGAAGGGGAGCGGGCGCAGCCCCUGGGACGGAUGGGCAGGCCGGACGAAGUCGGGGCUGCUGCGGUCUUCCUGGCCUUCCACGCCUCCUUCUGCACUGGUGUGGACCUGCCCCUGACCGGGGGCGCCGAGCUGGGCUACGGGUGCAAGAUGAGCUCCGCCCCCGGUACCUGCCGCCCUCCCGGGAACCCCCCGGGGUGCCCGAGACCCCAAGACCUCCCCCAGGAAGAGGGGCAGGAGCUCCCUUUCCAACUGCAGCCCCUCCCCUCCCCCAGCGCCUUGACCCCUUGACCCUCUCAUCCUCCCUUUCCUUCCUCCCGGCGCUUUCUGUCUGACAAACUGGAAACAACAUUUAUCUCUCCAUUUUAUUUCCUGGCCCCCACCCCUCGGGCCAGAAGCCCGACUGCUUGUGGCAGCAGAGCCCGCCCCCGCCCUCCGCGCUGCGGGGUGCCUGGGGACCCCGGGGCCUCAUGGGGAAUGUAGUUUCGGGGUGGGGUGGGCGCGGCCUCUCUGCGGAGGGUCCAGAGCCGGCUCGGGGUUCUCUCGCCCCAGUCCGCCUCCCCUCCCCCACUGGGAGACCUGAGGCCGGCCUGGAGCGCGCGUCCCGGCUAACGGGCCCCUUAAUGGCGUCCCCGGGGAAAAAGGAAUUAACUGCCAAUUAGGCAAGAUUAAAAAAAAGAGGGAGGAUCCUCCCUGACCUCGGAGACAA